AUGUUGAUAACAUUCAUAUCAUUUUUGCUAAUAUUGGGAUCAGAAAGUUACACCAUUGAUCAGCAAACCCAGCUACAUAAAGAUGUGUUAAACGGAUACGACAGACGCAUCCGUCCUGGAAUUGAUAGAAGCAAACCCCUUCAAAUCGAGGCAAGUUUCUACUUAACCACCCUGAACGCAUUUUCCGAGAGUGAGGGUAGAAUCGCCAUUGUGGGCGCUUUCCGCCUGACGUGGAUAGACCAGAGGUUGUCAUGGAACCCGACGUCUUAUGGAAACGAUCUCGACAAAACUACAUUAUUUGUCAAAGACAUAUGGACCCCGCAGCUCGUCAACUGGAAUCCGUACAAUUCACUAAACUUCAUUGGCCUAGAUGAAUUGUCUUGUAUAAUAAACUUUAGUGGGCAGGUGUAUUUCCUCCCGCCAGAUUUGUACCAAGCCACAUGCGAUGCUGAUGUGACGAACUAUCCAUUCGAUAAACAAAUUUGUUCUCUGAAAUAUUACAUUCCUGGGUACUAUAUAAAUGAUAUAAACAUUACGGCUACAUCAUCGGAGUUUAAUUUGGACUUGUACACAGAACACGGAUUGUGGGACCUCAGGGAAACUUUUAUUCAAGUCGAAACAACAAGUAACAACUUUCAAGUUCUCGGUCUUACACUUCACUUGAAGAGGCGGACCACCUAUUACAUAGCAGGCCUUCUUUUACCCAUCGUUCUCAUGAAUUUCAUACAACUCCUCGUGUUCCUACUUCCGGUUGAGUCCGGAGAGCGCUUGGGAUACUGUAUCACGGUGUUGUUAGCGGUUACGGUUUUCCUCACCAUUAUUCAGGACAAACUUCCAGAGGCGUCUGAACCAAACGUAUCUCUUCUCACAUACAAAUUAUUGGUUGAUAUGAUCAUUGGUUGUGGGAUGAUACUCGCCGUUGUGAUCGGAAUGAGAUUUUACCACAAGACCGACGACAGAGAAAUUCCCGGUUGUUUACAGGGGUUUGCGAAAUGCUUUUAUUUGUGUUGUACACCAAACAAUUCCAAUAAAGUCGUGGAAUUAAGACCAGAGAAAGAGGACGUAGAGCCGAAAGCGAUGACUGUCACGUGGUAUGACGUGGGGAAGGCAUUUGACAGGGUGUGUUUAACAGUGUUCUUUCUGUCAUUGGUACUGAAUAAUUCAAUUUAUUUCAUAACAAUAUUGUUGUGAGAGAAAAACGAAAUGCGUGAAAAAAUACAAUUAUAGGCUAAUUCUGUGUAAAGGAGUUUGACUUCAAAUCAAGAAGUUGAUCCGUUAGACAAUAAUACAAUUACAUACCUGACAUCAUCGUACUGGAUGCUGUCUAUUGUAUUAUAGUUUAGUUUCACAUUCUACUUUCAUUUCUGUGGGGAAAUAGAAAUAUUAUAUUUAUCAUGAUUUAUACAAGCAUUGUUCAAAGCUGCAUGAGGAAAUGGCUAUCAUUAAAAUGUGUAAAGACAUUAAA
This is a messenger RNA of Ostrea edulis (European flat oyster), 1465 nucleotides long. RefSeq names its product acetylcholine receptor subunit alpha-like. NCBI's taxonomy places the organism in Eukaryota, Metazoa, Mollusca, Bivalvia, Ostreida, Ostreidae. The record is from RefSeq and is a predicted model, not a curated record. The transcript has a single exon. Gene Ontology annotation, molecular function: extracellular ligand-gated monoatomic ion channel activity; transmembrane signaling receptor activity; neurotransmitter receptor activity. Gene Ontology annotation, biological process: regulation of membrane potential; nervous system process; signal transduction. Bases 1 to 1191 code for a protein of 396 amino acids. Gene Ontology annotation, cellular component: neuron projection; membrane; synapse.